GCGUCUCAGUGAAAUAAUUAAUUUAGGGGUAUUCUUUACACUUAAAAUAGACUGAUAAGAAUCUCUAAUUGCAAGAUCUAGUUUUAUCAACUUUUCAUAUACUAGUAGUUCGCUCAAAAUUGCUACUUCUGACCUCUUCUUGACCCUUCAAUAGCGACAUCUAGCGGGAAGCUAUCUAACUACAGCGAGGAAGGGCGUUACCUGGAUACGUGAAGGCGAUUACGAUUAGACUUUCGAUGUCUGUGUUCUGGAUAUAUCCAGCUGUCUUUCCAAAGGUAACGUUGUGCCAGGUCGUAUUCUAUUAAAGGUGUUUGUAUACUACCCUAGGGUCAUGGCUAGAUGUAUCCUACAUAUGUCCAGUCAGAAAUGACCUUUAAUCAAUCUCGUGACCGUGCGAACUUUGCCCCCCUCCCCAUUUUUUUCAACACACAGCGCCGUUACAGUGAGAGUGUUUCACCAAGAUGUUAUCUAAGGAUGUAGUGAGGACCAGGCUACAGCGGUACAACACCAGCGACGGUGACAUGUACCGUGAUCACCCCCUCGGUACUGCGGCGGUACUGGUACCACUGUUGUACAGAGAUGACACCCUGCAUGUCCUCCUGACGGUACGCUCCACUGAGGUCAGGUCACAUAAGGGAGAGGUGUGCUUCCCAGGUGGCAAGACGGAUCCUGAAGACAAAGACUCUACCCACACUGCCUUGAGGGAAGCAGAGGAAGAAAUCAACCUUAAACCAGAAGACGUGGACGUCUUGGCCAAGAUAUCUCCUGUCCCGUCUAAAGCCGGGAUACUCGUCACACCGGUCAUCGGUUUCAUUCCCGACGGUUUCCAGCCGACGCCGAACACGUCCGAGGUGUCUGACGUAUUCACCAUGCCACUCGAGAACUUUCUCCGCGCAGAAGGACACACUUCUAAAAACAUAACGUGGAAAGGACUCUCUUCCCAGAUGGAUUACUUCGAAUACGAAGACAAUGGAACGACUUACGUCACGUGGGGUUUCACGGCCGCUGUCGCCAUGAUGGCUGCUACACUGAUCUAUGAAAGGACGCCGGAUUUUGAAGUUAAGACUGCUGUAGGUUCAUAUGCAAAGUAUUUGAGUGAUCGACGGAGCAAGUUGAUUGCCACAAGGAACAGUAGUAAGAUGUGAAUGAUUGCUGUGAACUAGCGUGGAAUUUUAAAGCUCAUCUGUGUUGGUACGAUCCAUGUUGAAGUCUGUAACUUUUAUUCAACGCAGGCAAAUUCCCAAAAUACAUGCACAAUGUUGAUGAAGGUUGGACCUCUAAGUAAUAAGAUACACAAAGUAACAGAGUUACAGAAAGGUAAUGGAUGCUUUACCUUAAAUAUCUGACCGUUUUUAAAAUCGAUCCAGUUGCUUGAGUAUUACCGUUAUCGUCCAUACAAACUAAGAGUAUGCCGAUUAAUGUUGCAAUACUUGAUAUAUGGAAUACUUCUGUGUUAAGAUGUAAAAACUAAUUGCGCACAAUUUGUCAGAAAUAGAAUAUUCCAGGUAGAUUUUAGCUAAGCAGUAGACAUGAAAUGUCAAAAAUA
Messenger RNA from Branchiostoma floridae (Florida lancelet), 1546 nucleotides. RefSeq names its product peroxisomal coenzyme A diphosphatase NUDT7-like. Gene Ontology annotation, molecular function: manganese ion binding; acetyl-CoA hydrolase activity; coenzyme A diphosphatase activity. The transcript is spliced from 3 exons. The record is from RefSeq and is a predicted model, not a curated record. Lineage: Eukaryota; Metazoa; Chordata; Leptocardii; Amphioxiformes; Branchiostomatidae. The coding region runs from base 462 to 1145 and encodes 227 amino acids. Gene Ontology annotation, biological process: coenzyme A catabolic process; nucleoside diphosphate metabolic process.